Messenger RNA from Actinia tenebrosa (Australian red waratah sea anemone), 2733 nucleotides. Its product is annotated as dorsal-ventral patterning tolloid-like protein 1. The record is from RefSeq and is a predicted model, not a curated record. Gene Ontology annotation, molecular function: protein binding. Lineage: Eukaryota; Metazoa; Cnidaria; Anthozoa; Actiniaria; Actiniidae.
UGGUAUAGAAUGCAAACACACGAGGGCUAAAACCAUUCGACACGCCAAAAAAACUGCUAAUUAAACAAGAAUGGAUGCGAUUCGCCGCCAUCCAACCCAAUGAAGCCUUCCUAAUGAAUACUGACGUCUGUCACUAUCUCUCAAUCAGCAAAAUACAGACGACUAUAAGCGAUUCUUGUUCGCCAUAGAAUCCUCGAUGAACAGCGAGACGAUAUGUUUUGAUCAUGAUUCAUGAGAUUCUCUUGUCAUCAAGUGCUUCUGUAUUAAUCGUUCUUCAAGGGUGAUUCUCAGCCAAACAAUAGGCCGUCUUUUAUCUAAAGGACAUGUGAGAGAUGCUUACUGAGGCAAAAAUCUACGAUCAAUUAUGAUAUUAAGUCCUGUCACCUUGGUUUUGGUGGCGUUGUUGGUGGAAGGUUGUAAGUGCUGUGGUGGAAUCUUUGAACAGUCUCACGGAAUACUUCGAUCACCAGUAAGUGGGACUAAAAUCGGGCAAGUAACUCGAUGCGAUUAUAUACUCCUUGUUCCUUCUGAUCAACGGAUUCAAGUUGUUUUUGUCGAUCUUGUCCUCAAGACAACGUGCUGUUCAUGUAAGCACGAUUACAUCGAGUUCAGAGAUGGUAAAGACGCGAACUCUACACUAAUAGGACGCUAUUGUGCACAGAAUAUCCCUAAAAAGGUUUACUCAUCGCGGAAUGAACUGUGGAUUCGUUUUGAAACUGAUUUUCGGACCUCUAGCGAGAACAGGUUCAAGUUGACAUUCGAAACUACAUGUGGUCGCCAUUUCGAGUCUCUGGCUGGCAAUUUUUCCUCUAAAGAAGUAACCUACAAACCAAAUAUCGAGUGUAUUUAUACAAUCUCCGUCCCUCGAGGAAGAAUUAAAGUUUCUUUUGAUGUUUUUGAUCUUGAAGGAAGCAGUUCUAUUUGUGAAUUUGACUUCCUUGAAGUAAAGGAAAUCAAGAAUGUCGAGUUAAGUUCAGACGUUUUAGCUUCGCGGAUAAGGCGUUUUUGUGGAAAGAACAAACCUCCAACGAUUUAUUCAACCAUUGGGAGUUUUCUAUGGUUUCGUUUUAAAACUGAUUCCAAUAGACAAAACUCUAGAUUCACUGCAAAUUUUAGGACUGUAUCUGUUGGUGAAGGAAACUGUGAUACAAAACUCACUUCAGAAAAAGGCUACAUAUUUUCAAAGAACUACCCUUUUUCUUACCCCAAAAACACAGAGUGCACAUGGGAGAUUGAAGUAGACACAUCAAAGCAUGUUCAAUUGAUGUUUGAUACAUUUAACUUUAGUCACACUACUCAGGGAUGUAAGUACGGCUAUGUAAGUGUGUACGAUGAUGCACACUUAGAGUCACCAAUUGGCCAGUUUUGUGGGCCGGAUAUUCCCAGGGAUAUAGUGUCAAGAUCCAGUAAGCUAACUUUAAAAUCCGUCUCGAGUGACAUCCAGAAUACGGGUUGGUUUUCAGUAAGAUACAGAUCAUCCAUUGAAGGGCCGUGCGGCUCAAAGAAGUUUGCUUGUGUGAGUCAUCAAUGCAUCGAAGCACAUAAACGAUGUGAUGGAAAAAAAGACUGCGCAGAUGGCUCAGAUGAGCAAACAUGCCCAUCAAAGGAGGAAAAGCUGUCAUGGUACAGUUUUUGGCCAGUCACAGUCGUCAUAGUGAUGUUAUUCAUGGGUAUAUGGUUGUGGAGGACUUGGCGCAAGUUUAUGACUCCAAGAAGCAAUGUUGAAGUGAGUUACUACUGUGCUUCUUCUUGUCGUCAACAUGAAAAUGGGCAUGUUACAGAAGUUAUGGAACCUCCAAGCUAUAAUGAAGCAAUAUCAACCCCAGUGAGCGGCAUUCCUCCACCAUCUUACGAGGAAGCUAUAAACUCACAACCAGCUCAGUACAUUAUUCCACAUGAUGUGGAAAGAGCAUACCAGAAUGAAACAAGGACUGUGACUUUAAACCAAAAUAUGACUCCAAGAAGCACUGCAGAGGACCAAAUAUCGUCAUCUGAAGGCGAUGCAACAUCUGUUAAUUCCCUUGGACAGCCAUACACAAGUCAUAGGCUACAAGACAGAUUAAGUGAAGUUUAGCAUUUUUUAGCAAACUUUACUUGUAAAGAUAAAUAUUAUUUUGAUAAUUAUUGAUUGCAUUUCAGAAUGUAAAUAUUCCAUUUAUAUUAUAUGGUUAGAAACUUGCUAUAUAUACAUAUAUAUUUGCCAAUGAGCAUCUUUUCCUAUUUACUGAUCCCAAUAUUGUCAUGGUAUUAGUAAUGGGAAAAGCAGUAGAUUCAUUUUUAGGUCUCUCAUUUGAAUUGAGGGUUUUUCUCUGGGUCCUCCAGUUAGUUUUCCUUCCUCUGCAAAAUCGAAGAAGCUAACUUCCAAUUUAUUUGAUGUGCAAGCUGGCCAUGCGCUGACUUAGAUCAGCUCAGAGGUUGUUUCAGGGUAUCGAUCAGUGAGUUAGCCAUGCCCUGACUUAGAUCAGCUCAGAGGUUGUUUUGGGGUAUUGAUUAAAACUAUGAGAUGUAGUAAAGAAAUUAUUUUUACACUUCUUUGGUAUAAAUGUACAAUAAGAAUCGAUUAAAUAAAGAGGGGAGAAAAAUUAAGGCUUAUAUUGCCACCAUUUUACUCAGCUUUCUUUUAUAUCAAGUCCCUUGUGCCACAGGUAACCCAAACUCUACGUUUGACAUUCUUGAUAUAUGAUGAUCUUUUCUCAAGAAAACUUUAUAAAAAUAAAUAUAAAUUUCUAAAUC